Batrachochytrium dendrobatidis JAM81 is the source of this 2001-nucleotide messenger RNA. RefSeq lists its product as uncharacterized. The transcript is spliced from 3 exons. The coding region runs from base 1 to 2001 and encodes 666 amino acids. NCBI's taxonomy places the organism in Eukaryota, Fungi, Chytridiomycota, Chytridiomycetes, Rhizophydiales. The record is from RefSeq and is a predicted model, not a curated record.
AUGCCGUACGCUAAAGAACUGACUGACAAUACAACUGGUCAGAGUUACACCAACGCUCUUUCAAUCGGAGUUCGGCAGGCAAUACGCAACGGCAAACAGCAAGGUCAGCUGCUUGAAGAUAUUGGUGCCGUAACUGAAUAUAUUGUACGACCCCGUUUGACGGAUUUAUUGCCUGGAUCCACUGAAGAUUCACAAUUUGACCGUAUUGCCGAUCAACUCAAAACACUGGGUGUCAGAACUGGACUGAACAAUCUUUACUUUGUUUGCGAGUCCAUCGAUUAUAACACCACUAGCAGUGACGUAACCAUUGAUGUACAAGUCAAGGGAAUCAAUCAACUGUCAGUUAUUGAUGACACUGGCAAAUCACUUUCAGUUGCCAAGUUUAAAAGCAACAUAAAAAGUCAACACUCGUUCAAACUGGCAUCUGUAAUCAACGAUCUUGGUAAUACUCGGGUCAGUAUCAUUGGCCAAAACAACGGCAAACAGGUUCUCAAAACACAUAAGCAUAUCAGUCGCAUUCCACAACAACAAGAUCGUGUUAAACUUGAACAUGGUGUCAAAUGGGUGUUUAAUGGUACCAGUAAAUCGGUUGGAGUAUACAACUCGCCAUCUACCAAAAAGUCACAGGGAUGGAACUCGGUCAAUGGUAAAUGGGUUGUUGGUGACGGAAUACAAUACAGUCCUGGAAUAGUCACUGAGAUCCGAUCAUACUAUACUGCACCAGUUGGAUCCAACAUCACUAUUGAAAUUGAUGCCGCACUUGAAUCGCAAAUGUAUGGCGACUUUUUAAGCUUGUAUAUCACAGAUGCGGAUAACAAUGUGGAAUCACUUUUGAAUACGGUUGAUCCGUAUACUAAUAUGCCUACAGAAGGUGUAUCCGGAGUCAAGACGGUUGCAGAAAAGGCCGGUGUGUCAAUCAUACAGGGAUCAUUUGCACACCGCAUUGUGAUAUACUUUGAAAACCCUUUAUCUUCGGCGCUCCCUUCCACAGAUAUUGUGAUAACUGCGAUAGUCAAGUACACAGGAGUUACACCAACGCUCUUUCAAUCGGAGUUCGACAGGCAAUACGCAAUCGGCAAACAGCAAGGUCAGCUGCUUGAAGAUAUUGGUGCCGUAACCGAAUACAUUGUACGACCCCGUUUGGCGGAUUUAUUGCCUGGAUCCACUGAAGAUUCACAAUUUGACCGUAUUGCCGAUCAACUCAAAACACUGGGUGUCAGAACUGGACUGAACAAUCUUUACUUUGUUUGCGAGUCCAUCGAUUAUAACACCACUAGCAGUGACGUAACCAUUGAUGUACAAGUCAAGGGAAUCAAUCAACUGUCAGUUAUUGAUGACACUGGCAAAUCACUUUCAGUUGCCAAGUUUAAAAGCAACAUAAAAAGUCAACACUCGUUCAAACUGGCAUCUGUAAUCAACGAUCUUGGUAAUACUCGGGUCAGUAUCAUUGGCCAAAACAACGGCAAACAGGUUCUCAAAACACAUAAGCAUAUCAGUCGCAUUCCACAACAACAAGAUCGUGUUAAACUUGAACAUGGUGUCAAAUGGGUGUUUAAUGGUACCAGUAAAUCGGUUGGAAUAUACAACUCGCCAUCUACCAAAAAGUCACAGGGAUGGAACUCGGUCAAUGGUAAAUGGGUUGUUGGUGACGGAAUACAAUACAGUCCUGCAAUAGUCACUGAGAUCCGAUCAUACUAUACUGCACCAGUUGGAUCCAACAUCACUAUUGAAAUUGAUGCCGCACUUGAAUCACAAAUGUAUGGCGACUUUUUAAGCUUGUAUAUCACAGAUGCGGAUAACAAUGUGGAAUCACUUUUGAAUACGGUUGAUCCGUAUACUAAUAUGCCUACAGAAGGUGUAUCCGGAGUCAAGACGGUUGCAGAAAAGUAUGCAGUGACAACCAAGACGGAACAGUUUUUUGUCAACAUCAUAUUCAAUUCAGACCUUGCUGUGCAGAUGAAAGGAGCAACAAUCAAUUAUUGGAGUGUUACCAUGAAUUGA